This is a messenger RNA of Colletotrichum phormii, 1330 nucleotides long. RefSeq lists its product as uncharacterized. Bases 265 to 1128 code for a protein of 287 amino acids. The record is from RefSeq and is a predicted model, not a curated record. The transcript has 3 exons. NCBI's taxonomy places the organism in Eukaryota, Fungi, Ascomycota, Sordariomycetes, Glomerellales, Glomerellaceae.
UCACCACGAGAACUGCUCAAUGUAACGGGAUGCUACUGUGAUUUUACCGUAUACCCGCCAGCCAGCUGAUUCCCAUAGGGCAGCAGCGCAGGGCAUCGCCGUAGUUCACCACGAGUCUAAGCCGUUUUUGUUCGCAUUGUGGCGUCUGAGGGAGUUUCCUUCGCGCUGGAACUGGCCUACCUUAGUUUACUUGCCACGAUGCUCACAGCUAAGAUCCCUGCUACGUGACAUCCCAAAGGAAAGGAUAAGCUACCCAUUUAAGGUAUGCUGCAGGUAUUGCACGCGGAGGUUGAUGUGUUUAUAAAAGUGCUUACCUCGCAGAAGUUUCUCACUCAUAUCUCCAACCCUCCUCCUCUUCAUCUUCUUGGCAGUACCUCCCAGUCGUUGAUCCCUUCACCUGACCCACUGUACAAAGUUACGAGCUCUGUCGAUCUCACACCACCUACAAUCAUGGCCCUCAAGACCCUCCUCCUCGCCCUCGGUGCCGCCAACUUUGCAUCCGCUCACUUUGGCCUCGCCUACCCGUCAUGGCGCGCUGAUACCCUCAGCGGGACAAACCUGACGGGCUACUCACAGUGGACCUACCCAUGUGCCGGCGUCCCCUACGGCAGAGGCAACGUGACAGACUGGCCUCUCGACGGCGGCUCCAUCGAGCUUGACCUGCACCAUGACUGGACGUACGUCUUCAUCAACCUCGGCAUCGAGUCCGGCGGCAACGUCACAACGCACAACAUCACCCUCACCCCCGAGUUCUGGAACGCCACCGGCUCAGGCACUCUCUGUGUCGAGAAGCUUGCGCUGCCGACGCCCGCAAAGGACGGUCAAAAGGGAAGUAUCCAGGUCGUGACUGUCGGCGAGUCUGGGUCUGGCCUUUACAACUGCGCCGAUAUCCGCUUCACCUCGAAUGCGACCACCCUUCCCUCGGAUCAGUGCAAGACCGAGGGCGUGACGGUUCAGACCAUCCAGGAGCAGAGCGCCAACGGGACCAACGGCACCAGCGGGAACAGCACCGGCAACUCCACCUCCGGCAGCGGUUCCAGCGGCGCAGCGGGCAGCGGAGCUCACAUGCUCGCCCUCUCAUCCGUCGUCGGACUUAGCAUGGCAUUUGUCUUCGGCAUGAGCCUGUAAAGCUUUGCACUGGCCGUGGAGGACGAGACGGGCAGGUAAAGGUAAUGUCUUCAUUAGACAUACAUCACGGUGGAGGGGGAACAGCAUGAGAAAUGCGUUUGUGCUUCUAAUGUACAUGGAUGCUUGAUACCAGUUCAUCCUCUGGAUAACCGACAUGAUAAUGAAUAGGAAAAUCCUGAAAAAAAAAAUGCUAUGCUCAGGU